Stegostoma tigrinum is the source of this 2341-nucleotide messenger RNA. RefSeq names its product katanin p60 subunit A-like 2 (gene katnal2). NCBI's taxonomy places the organism in Eukaryota, Metazoa, Chordata, Chondrichthyes, Orectolobiformes, Stegostomatidae. The transcript is spliced from 16 exons. Gene Ontology annotation, molecular function: ATP hydrolysis activity; ATP binding; protein binding. The record is from RefSeq and is a predicted model, not a curated record. Bases 47 to 1681 code for a protein of 544 amino acids.
CUUCACCUUUUUAUGAAAUAUUUAAUACGAUAACGUUUUAAUACUAAUGAGAGGAGAAAGCGAAAGUACUGCGAACAAAAUAAUGUCUUUGGAACUCUCCUAUCAAACUCUAAAAACGGCGCACCAAGCUCGAGAAGCAGAUGAAAUUCGAUCAGAAGCUCGGCGCAAGAAUCUUUUGAUUCUAAUUUUGCACCAUUUAACUGAAGAAGGUUAUAUAGAUACAGCAAAUACUCUGGAACAAGAAACUAGUCUAGGAUUACGACGUUUUGAAGUUUGUGAUAAUAUUGACCUGGAGACUAUCCUAAUGGAGUAUGAAAGCUACUAUUAUGUCAAAUUUCAACGAUACCCAAAAUUAACUAAAAAAUCAGUGACUAAUGAAAAUGCAAAAUUUCAAUCACUGAGUGGAGGAAAACUAAAGAGGACACUAAGCUGUACUUCUAAAGCACUUCCUAAAAUCUCCACAGUACAGCGCCCAUGUUCCAAAACUGGAAUGAAAAAGACCGAGCAGAAGAAUCAAAGUCAGGAGAAUGGGCAAUCUACAUCUCCUGAGACGUCAGAGUUUGGUUUGAAUGUGUCGACCAUUAAAGUUGGAGAUGGACUUCAUGCCGGACGGGGUCAGAUCAUCGAUUUGCGAGGCAUGAUUCAAAAUGCUGUCAAAGAUUCAUCUACUGAAAUAGCAGUAAAUAGCCUACAUUACAACCAAGAUCCUUCGGAACGGCUGAUAAAACCUCUGGGUGCCUUCAUAGGAAUGAAUGGUGAACUGAGAGACCUUGCUGUUGUUGUUAGUAAGGAUAUUUAUCUACAUAAUCCAAAUGUGAGAUGGGAUGACAUAAUCGGGCUGGAACCAGCCAAACGACUAGUCAAGGAAGCUGUUGUCUAUCCAAUUAAGUAUCCUCAGCUGUUUACUGGGAUUUUGUCCCCGUGGAAAGGACUGUUACUUUAUGGACCACCAGGUACUGGAAAAACAUUGCUCGCAAAGGCUGUCGCCACUGAAUGCAACACGACUUUCUUCAACAUUUCGGCCUCGACCAUUGUCAGCAAAUGGAGAGGAGAUUCUGAAAAACUUGUUAGGGUAUUGUUUGAACUUGCUCGAUUUCAUGCUCCUUCUACCAUCUUCCUGGAUGAAUUGGAGUCAGUGAUGAGCCAACGUGGCAGUGCCCCAGGGGGAGAGCAUGAAGGAAGCCGGCGGAUGAAGACUGAGCUUCUAGUCCAGAUGGAUGGUUUGGCACGUUCUGAUGACCUUGUCUUUGUUUUGGCAGCUUCCAAUUUACCUUGGGAAUUGGACCAUGCUAUGUUACGCCGACUAGAGAAACGGAUUUUAGUAGAUCUUCCUUCCAAAGAAGCACGGCAAGCAAUGAUUCUUCACUGGCUGCCUCCUGUGAGUAACAGUGGUGGUGUGGAACUUCGGACUGAACUGGACUAUAGUUUAUUAGGAGAGGAGACCAAAGGUUAUUCUGGCUCUGACAUCAAGUUGGUCUGCAAAGAGGCAGCUAUGCGACCUGUGAGAAAGAUCUUUGAUGCAUUAGAAAAUCACCAACCAGGAAAAAACAGUCUACCCACUCUUCAACUGGAAACAGUCUCCACAAAUGAUGUCCUUGAUGUGAUAAUUCAUACCAAACCAUCUGCCAAGAAUCUUUGUCAGAAAUACACUGCCUGGCAGCAUGAAUACGAGUCUGUAUGAAUCAAAAGAUGCAAAAAAAACAGAACUACAAUUUAAAAAAAAAAAAAUUCUUCCAGAUUCAACACUGGGCUAUGGUGACCUCCCAUGACAUUUAAGUAAAACUGUUAGUUUAAGAAUAUGCUAGCAUCUGCAAGGUUUUAUGGUGUUGAAAAUUCAACAGGAGAAUCGUUUCUAGACUUUUGACUACAGGUUUUUUUUUUAAAUAUAUAAUGGACACAUACAGAACUAUAGCUCAUACAAAAGUCACUAGCAACAACACUCACAUACAGUUCAGUGUUUAAAUCAAAUGUUAGAACUGUCAUUGAUGGUAAGCAUUUUGUAACAUACACAGAUAGCAGGGAAAGAAACAUUUUGGGGGCGGGGGGGAGAAAAGUCACUUUUUAAAUCUCUUUUUAUGAUGUGUAGAUAUUUAUUUAAAUAAUUUCAGGUAUUGAAUGAGUGUUGCAAUUUAUUGGCCUCUUCUUUCAUGGCUGUUUGACACCAUGUCACGAUUAAAUCUUGUUAGAAGGUUAAUGCUAUUCGAAAGCCAUUAUUUGCCUUAUUGACAGUGAUUGGACCAAAAUUUGCUCAGCAUUUUCUCUUAGGUCACUAUCUUUAAUUCAAAUAAAUUAUUCCUGUACUUGUGUGAAUUGUCUGUUGAUUGGGAAAAUAAAUAAAAUU